AUGUCUACAAGUACAAAUUUAUUGAUAAAAACAAGCGCAGUCUGUGGAACUAUUGGAAUAUUUGAUCAUAGCAGAAAACCACUGUGCAGCUGUCCAAGUGGUUUCAGACCGACUUCCACGAGAGAGUGGGAGUUAGAAGGUUGGAGUUCAGGGUGUUCAAGGAAAACCCACCUGCAGUGCAGUUACAGGAACUCGACUUCUGGAGAAAAAGACGGAUUUUUGGCGGUACCCAAUUUGCUCUUACCUGCAGAUUCGCAGAUUUUCGCAGCAACUAGUGAUAAAGAAUGUGAAGUGGCUUGCUUGAAUAAUUGUUCGCGCGCUGCUUACGCUUAUGGCAAUGGAUGUUCAAUUUUGAAUGGAGACAUUCGAAAUCUUCAGAGACUAUCUGAAGAUGACAAGGGAGUUGGUACGCUUCACCUAAGGCUCGCAGCCUCUGACCUCCCACAAAAAAGAAGAAAUAAAUUAGUUACGAAGGUUGGUGUAAGUGUAGCGGGAGGAAUAGUUUUUGAUUUGCAAAGAGUGACGAAGAAUUUCUCUGAAAAGCUCGGUGGCGGAGGGUUUGGCUUGGUAUUCAAAGGAAUUCUAUCUGAUUUAGAUUAUGUAGCUGUGAAAAGACUCGAAGGGUUUCGACAAGGAGAAAAGGAAUUCCGAAAUGAGUUGGGAACAUUAGGCAAAAUUCAUCAUCUUAAUUUAGCACGUCUACGCGGCUUUUGCUGCGAAGGAAGUGAAAGGAUACUGGUUUAUGAUUACAUGACAAAGGGACCUUUAGAUCAACACCUCUUUCCAAAAGUCAAGUGCUUAAACUGGAAGACUAGACACCAAAUCAUACUAGGAAUUGCUAGGGGACUAGCAUAUCUCCAUAAAGAGUGUAGAGAAUGCAUUAUACAUUGUGACGUAAAGCCAGAAAACAUUCUCCUAGAUUCUGAAUUCUGUCCAAAGUUAUCAGAUUUUGGCAUGGCAAAACUCCUUGGCCAUGACUUUAGCCGAGUGCUGACAACGACCAGGGGAACUAUAGGCUAUCUAGCACCAGAAUGGAUUGAAGGGCUACCGAUCACAUCCAAAGUCGAUGUUUAUAGUUGUGGUAUGAUCUUAUUUGAAAUAGUAUCUGGUAGAAGAAAUUCAACAGUUAAUGAAGAUGGAAGCAAGAUUUUUUUUCCUGUGAAGUCUGUGAACGAAAUUAUCAAUGGAGAAGUUCUUAGCUUGAUAGAUGAGAAUUUGGAGGGGGACGUUGAUGUUUUGGACGUCAAUAGAGUUUGUACAGUUGCUUGCUCGUGCAUUCAGGACUCUGAGCUUGAAAGGCCGUCGAUUGGUUUAGUUGGGAAAAUGUUGGAAGGAGUUUUGGAUGUUGAGAUGCCUCCAUUUCCUAGAAAUCUUCGACAUCUUGCAGAAGAGGGUUCG
Asparagus officinalis (garden asparagus) is the source of this 1398-nucleotide messenger RNA. Its product is annotated as G-type lectin S-receptor-like serine/threonine-protein kinase At2g19130. Gene Ontology annotation, molecular function: protein kinase activity; ATP binding. Gene Ontology annotation, biological process: protein phosphorylation. Lineage: Eukaryota; Viridiplantae; Streptophyta; Magnoliopsida; Asparagales; Asparagaceae. The record is from RefSeq and is a predicted model, not a curated record.